Centruroides sculpturatus (bark scorpion) is the source of this 1441-nucleotide messenger RNA. Its product is annotated as solute carrier family 35 member C2-like. Lineage: Eukaryota; Metazoa; Arthropoda; Arachnida; Scorpiones; Buthidae. The record is from RefSeq and is a predicted model, not a curated record. Bases 383 to 1441 code for a protein of 352 amino acids. Gene Ontology annotation, biological process: UDP-glucose transmembrane transport. Gene Ontology annotation, molecular function: antiporter activity. Gene Ontology annotation, cellular component: cis-Golgi network; endoplasmic reticulum-Golgi intermediate compartment; Golgi apparatus. The transcript is spliced from 8 exons.
CGUCAGAGGACAGACAAGCAGUCUGCAGGAAAGACAUACGGAAGACAAGUCAUUCAAAAACAAAGAUGUUUUCCGGUUAAUUCGAAAAAAAUUUUUAAAAAUGAAAUAUUGAAUAUAAUAUUAUCAAGAACGCCAAGUUUUAAUCAAUUUACAUCGUUGGUAUUAUGCCCAGUUAUAUUUUCUAGUUUUAUAUAAAUUCUACUCUGCCAGAUUGUAGUGAAAAUAUGUUGAGAUACGAAUCAUUUGAUACCAGAAAAUGGAAUACGUUACGUUGAUUAUCGAUAGUGCAUCGAUAUAUUUACGAGUAAUUAAAGUAUACGCUGUGGUAAGAAAAUCUAACAUCAAUGUGCGAUGUUUGAUCAAAUGAUACCAUAGGAAGAGUAUGAGGAACAGAAGUGAUUUUGCUAAAUCAUUUUCUACUCCGAGAUUCAGUUGUUGUGGUCCCAUGUGUCCGUCGUUUACUGUAAAAUCGUAUCUGAAACUUUUGAUCAAUACGUGGUCAUUUUUUGUUACAUUGAGAACUGUUGGCUUGAUUAUACUUUGUUAUAGUAUUUCAAUAGGAAUUACGUUUUAUCAAAAAUGGUUUAUCAAAAAUUUCCAUUUUCCUUUGACAGUUGUUAUUUGCCAUCUAGUUGUAAAAUUUCUUUUGUCUGCUGUUCUUCGUACAAUAAUAGAACUAUACAAUGGAAAACAGCGUGUUGUUUUAUCCUGGCCAGUUUAUUGGAAACAACUUGCUCCUACAGGUAAGAAAUAUACUGAUAUCAUAUUUAAUGACUGGAGUUUUGAAUUUAUAACGAUAUCAUUAUAUACAAUGACAAAAUCUACAUGUAUUGUGUUUAUUCUAAUGUUUUCUUUAAUAUUUGGAUUAGAAAAAAAGAGGUGUUCAUUAGUAGCUGUUGUUUUACUCAUUGCUGUUGGGCUAUUUAUGUUUACCUAUCAAUCAACACAGUUUAACCUGCAAGGUUUUCUUCUUGUGUUAAGUGCUUCAUUUCUUGCAGGAUUUCGAUGGACUUUAGCACAACUUGUUAUUCAGAAAAAAGAAAUAGGUUUAGGAAAUCCAAUUGAUAUGAUGUAUCAUAUGCAGCCAUGGAUGAUAUUAGGUUUGUUGCCACUUUCUAUUGCCUUUGAAGGUAUUCCAAUUUCAACUUCAGAAAAAGUAUUUCGUUACCGUGAUGUAGCAGUUGUAACAAGAACUUUGACAUGUGUUUUUGUAGGAUCAAUGCUUGCUUUUUUAAUGGAAUUAACAGAAUAUUUACUGCUAAGGUAUACUUCAAGUUUAACUCUGUCUAUAACAGGAAUAAUAAAGGAAAUAUUUACAUUAUAUUUAGCAAUACAUUAUAAUGGUGAUUCCAUGACGACAAUGAAUUAUAUUGGUCUGGUUAUUUGUGUAUUAGGUAUAGGAACACAUGUAUUCUUAAAAGCUCUUCAUGUUUCAGGUUAG